This is a messenger RNA of Cyclospora cayetanensis, 1437 nucleotides long. RefSeq lists its product as uncharacterized. The record is from RefSeq and is a predicted model, not a curated record. NCBI's taxonomy places the organism in Eukaryota, Apicomplexa, Conoidasida, Eucoccidiorida, Eimeriidae. The transcript has 2 exons. Bases 1 to 1437 code for a protein of 478 amino acids.
AUGUCCAGGAAAAUAUUUUUUGAAGCAUUACGCCCCUUUAGAAUGCACGAAGAAUUUUUAUCUGUAAUGCUUCAGGCGGCAAUCGACCCCGGGAUCCCAGGAGUGCCAAACAGAAAAGGGUUCCUGCAGGAGUUGCUGGACGAGCACUGUAGGGACAGCUGCUCCGCCAACGGUAUUACGGCCCUGUCAGAGUACAGCUGUUUAGACAGUGCAGCCCGCCUAGUGGUAGCUGCCGAUACAGGGAGCGGUGGAUGGUCGUGCUACCAUCCGACUGGACUCAGAAUCGGGUUGAACUCGGCACAAUGCGUGAAUGACUGCGGGGAGACCUUUGCGUGCGGGGACGGCCCCGCUGAGGCUUCGAGUGUCAGAUGGAGCGAAGACGCUGCGAUCCGGAAGGUGCUCUACGAGAACAGAUACCGCUACUGCCAGCCUGAGCGAUGUGUCAAUGACGUGCAGGCCUCGCUGGACGCGUAUUGCGCAGACGCACUCCGCUUCCUGUGCGGGCGGGGAGACGGCGCUUGCCAAGAUGGACCGGUAGCUCGCAUGGACAUAGGGAACGAGCCCGAUCAGAGCAGGGAGUGGCGCUGCUACGAUCCUAGCGGCCUCGACGCUGCCAGUGCCACGGGGAUAUGUCUGGAUGGCUGCACCGUCCAGGAGGUCACUUGCAGCGGCGUCGACCGUGCGAGUGACUCCACCGGGAGGCACUGGAACCUAAAAGCUGCUCUCGAGUUUAUCGUUCGCGGCGCUAAGGCCAAGCUCCUCACCCCCGGCCAGACCAGCAAGCUGCAGGCUGUGCUGGAUGAGGCCUGUAGGGAAGCCCUCGCCAAAGAGUGCCCUCCAGAGUCAGCCAGCUGCAAGGGCGGCGCCGUUGCUCGAAAAGACAGCACGGCCGACGGCCAGCCGCAGAUUUGGGGAUGCUACAAGCCGGCAGCUCUUGUUUCCGAUCGCUUCACUGCCCUCUGCAUCUCGAACUGCGCUGACGAGGUCCCCUGCAACCAUGGGACCGACACCAGCAGGGGUGCGCGCGUCUGGCGAGACGCAGUGGAUUUCGCUAGUUUAAUCGCUGAGAAAUCAGCCACCACUUGCGGGGCAAGCCUGCACAGCAACGCCGUUCUAAGCAGGCUACAGAGGGUGCUGGAUGACUACUGCAACGACCUCCUGAAAGGCAUUUGUCAAGGCACCUUCUGUCCUCUCGGGGCUGUUGCCCGUAAAGAUGUGGGCGGGCCUUCCCAAACUACGAAGGAGUGGAGGUGUUACAACGCCGUUUACCUCACGGAAGACGUGAAUACUGCAAUUUGCGUAUCGGACUGCGGCGAAGAGGUUGCCUGCCAGCACGGCGUUUCUGGGGGCGUGAGCUACAGCCAUUGGACCCGAGACGAGGAGAUCAAGGCUCUCAUAGAGGAGCGAAAGAGUCACAGCUGCUCGCACGCCCUUUGA